AUGGCUAACUCCAACCCGCACAUUGCUCAAACCCUGCUUCAUCGCGCCUUUUCUCCAUCGAAUGCAGAGUCGCAUUACCAGGAACGCGUUGUUCAGCGCCCUCUGUACGUACGCGCCACAUCCCCGACUCCAUCAGCGCGCGCCAUUCGCCGUCAAGCCCUCAACGAGCGUAAAGAAGCCGCUAGGAAGCGCAGCAAAAAUAAGCCUCGUCCACUCUCCGCCGCAAAAAAGCGGGCGCUGGGCCUCAAUGAGAUUCCAAAGGAGCAGCAAAAGUAUGCUAUCUACGAGGGACUACAUAAUCUCUGGGUAGGGUACAUGAGGGAAGUGCUGGGCGUGAAUGAUGCAUCAAAGGGCGUCAUGAUCACUCCAAAUGCAAGUGGCCAGAUUCUAGCGACCGCCGAUAUGCACGGUGCGCUGAUGACAGUGGUGAGGAGUCGGUGUGUGAGUCGUGUUGGGUUGGAAGGCAUAGUCGUACGUGACACUCGAUUUACCUUUGACCUCAUAACCAAGAACAACGUUAUCAAAUCUGUACCCAAGGAACACACCAUCUUCCGGUUUGAAGUGCCACUGCUGUCUAAGGAAGGAGAGCCACCCAAGAAACCACUAACUUUUGACAUCAACGCUGAGCAAUUUCAAACACGAGCGGCGGACCGCGCCAAUAAGAAAUUCAGGAUCCACUAUCAGCAGGAUAUAUGA
Messenger RNA from Bipolaris victoriae FI3, 696 nucleotides. RefSeq lists its product as hypothetical. NCBI's taxonomy places the organism in Eukaryota, Fungi, Ascomycota, Dothideomycetes, Pleosporales, Pleosporaceae. Gene Ontology annotation, biological process: tRNA 5'-leader removal; rRNA processing. The transcript has 2 exons. Gene Ontology annotation, molecular function: ribonuclease P RNA binding. The record is from RefSeq and is a predicted model, not a curated record. Gene Ontology annotation, cellular component: ribonuclease P complex; ribonuclease MRP complex. Bases 1 to 696 code for a protein of 231 amino acids.